AUGAAAUUCUCGUCGACAACUUUCAUUUUGCUGGCCGCCAGCGGGCAGGCACUCGGCUCGUGGAAUCACUGGCUGAGAAACGUUACUGUGACAGAGACCGUGACAAGGGCUAUUCAGUCCUGUCCUUGCAAUGGUGAGGAGCAAAAUGUCACUCCCCUUCCUCGGAGCGAAGGCGUACAACACUUUCGAAAGCCCGGGCCGCCUUUCGCGCCAUUCGGACCGCCUUUCUCCCAGAGACCCGGAAAGCCUCUCUCCAACACUGGUCCUAACAACGAGCCAUGGGCCAACUGGUUUGGCCCGCCCACCACGAAGUCGCCUAAUCCGUUGAGCACUUCAGCCUCUUCGCGACUUCUCAGCUCAUCGUCAAGCGCUGGACCCUUUGGGGGCUCGGCCAGCUCUAGGCCGAACGGCUACCCCGCCGCUCCAAACUCGAGCACUUCGCUGUCAUCUUCCAUAUCAACGACGAGUAGUCGCGAGGGCGGCAGUACAAUCGGAGGCUCCACUUCAUCCUCCCCCACCAUCUCGACCUCAACAAGCAGCAGCUUCGGCAGCAGCCCUGCCACGACAGUAUCUCCCACCAGUAUAAGCAAUAGCCUUGGACCAGUUGGAGGCACAAGCGCAACGUCUACCUCAACUACCUUGGCUGCUUCGACUACCCCGGGCAGCAGUAGCGCCAGCUCAGUGGGAGGUAAUACCACGAGCUCCUCGAGUCCGAGCAGAGUCUCGACGAGCUUUAUCACGACUUCCUCCUCUACGCCUUCUACCAGCAGUUCGACAGAUUCCAGCCCGGCCUCCACAAGUAGUUCCCUUCGAAACUCUUCCACCAUCGAGGGACCCGCUUCUACUACCACUCUUUUGACGACCACGAGCGGCGCCACCGCUGUGACUACGUCCUCCUCCAUCUCCACUACCACCACCGCUUCGCCUGUCGCUGUCGUGACGGCUGAUGUGAGCUCAUUUAGCACCACCGACGCCAUUCUGGAAGCACACAACAUUCAUCGAGUGAACCACACAGCUGCUAACUUGACUUGGUCUGAGAACUUGGCCAGUAUCGCCGCGGAUAUUGCUGUCACUUGUAUCUACGCUCACAAUACCACCGCUGGCGGAGGAGGUUAUGGGCAGAAUAUUGGUGCCGGGUAUACGCCCAAUCGAGUACCGGCAAUGAUUGGCAACAGCAUGUACAAAACGGAGAUGCCAAACUACCCGCUGCCCUACGGACAGGACAACGUCGACGUGUCCAACUUCAACAACUGGGGUCACUUCUCACAGAUUGUGUGGAAAGACACGCGUGAGGUUGGCUGUGCGACCCAGUAUUGUCCGAACGGAUUGGCGAAUACUGGGUCUGGCACCAGCCCGUAUUUUACAGUUUGCAACUAUAGCCCAGCUGGCAAUAUCCAAGGCCAGUACAGCCAAGUUGGCGCUCCUCAGGGCCAGCCCAUCACAGAAAUACUGCCCAAUUAA
This is a messenger RNA of Cladophialophora carrionii CBS 160.54, 1461 nucleotides long. RefSeq lists its product as uncharacterized. NCBI's taxonomy places the organism in Eukaryota, Fungi, Ascomycota, Eurotiomycetes, Chaetothyriales, Herpotrichiellaceae. The transcript has 3 exons. The record is from RefSeq and is a predicted model, not a curated record. Gene Ontology annotation, cellular component: extracellular region. Bases 1 to 1461 code for a protein of 486 amino acids.